This is a messenger RNA of Ostrea edulis (European flat oyster), 879 nucleotides long. RefSeq lists its product as uncharacterized. The transcript is spliced from 5 exons. Lineage: Eukaryota; Metazoa; Mollusca; Bivalvia; Ostreida; Ostreidae. The coding region runs from base 137 to 805 and encodes 222 amino acids. The record is from RefSeq and is a predicted model, not a curated record.
GGAUUCAAGGAACGUGACCCCCUUAACCUGUUAUCUAAACAGAUUUAGAAUCGAAAGGCAUCACCACAUCAGAUUAUCGACACCAUUUUAUGUUUUGAGUUAACAUAUGUCGGGAUAACAGAUACCUACUAAAACAAUGGCAGUUAUCUUAUAUAUUUUAGCGCUCUGGCUUGUGAUUCUUGCAUAUGCGCAGGAGGUGCCGAUUCCGCCUCGCACUUUGGGAUAUGUAUAUUCAUACGGGAAAACUACAAACCUGACUGCUGUCAAUAUCGAUGCUUUUUACGACCCGCUAUGUCCGGACAGCAAACAGGCUUUUCCCGUAUUACAACAGGUGGCGCAUCACUACGGACCGGAUGUACUUACGCUACGUCUUCAUAUGUUUCCGCUGCCGUAUCACAGGAACUCAUAUCUGGCGGCGAUGGGUACUGAGGUCGUCGAUCAGAUGUCCACGUCUCCUAGUGAUGUUUACGACUGGAUGAACCGUGUCUAUGGCAACAUCUACCAAUUGUCCGGCGCGUCAACCAGAAACAUGUCAGAGACAGCGAUUCGAGACAUGCUGGGAGACAUUGCUGCUCAGAUGGGUUUACAGAAAUCUGCUUUUCUUCUAAAGCUGGCGGAUCCAUGGGUUGACAUGCAAAUCCGAAUGGAUUGGAAGUACGCCUGUACACGAGGGGUAUCCGGAACACCGCUGUAUGCCGUCAAUGGUGUUGUGAAGGUCAUCAGUAAAACCUGGUCCUUGGCAGACUGGAAGAAUGUCAUUGAUCCACUAAUUCAUAACUCGUACGUCUUCCACGUUCCAAACUAGCGACCGCGCAGCCGCAGUAUCCGUACAGACGUAUUCGGUUUUCUGUUCUCUGUGAAUAAAAAAAUAUUGUUGUA